AUGCUGAUUCUUGUAGGGCAUUUUUUGCUAUUUUCAUACAUGAGGAGAUUUGGAGGGAAUGGCUGGCCUUCAGAAGCUUCUUUCAUUAUUUUGACCCUGAUAAAAAAUUCUGAUGCUUCUUUAUGAGACAGAUUGAGAUCAUCACAAAUUGAGAAAAAAUCCUUGGAAAUGAUAAAUAAGGACUCAAGGUCAUAUCCAUGCUCAUCAAACUUUUUAAGCUUCUUCUUGUCGUUUCCUACGAUAUAG
Blepharisma stoltei is the source of this 246-nucleotide messenger RNA. NCBI's taxonomy places the organism in Eukaryota, Ciliophora, Heterotrichea, Heterotrichida, Blepharismidae. The record is from the annotation of a GenBank genome assembly.